CAUCAUCACCAUGCAACGUUGAUACAUCCGUGCAUGCUUCUGCUUCCAUGCCGUUGCAGCCACGAUGCCUUCAGCUUCCGAUAGCAGUAGAAUAUUUUGCGCGUACAAGUCUUUGGGCUUUGUGUGCAAUCACCUUCCUGUAGUGGUGCGGUACAUUCACAGGAGAAAAGAGCAUCUGGUGAUCACAUCGGUUGGAAGGAGCUUUCAUACGUACAGCAGUAAAAAGCUGAGCUUCCUUACAGCAAGUCCAGCGCACGAGGAUGAUAUCACAUGCUUGGCUGGAGAUUCGGCGUUCGUGUACUCGAGCUGCGGUCGUGAAAUUUUCUCCUGGCUUCGAGGCACGGAGCUGGUCAACACCUAUAAGGGCCAUGCAAAGAACGUCCUUCUAAUCUUGCCUUUUGGAAAGCAUUUGGUGUCAGUCGACGAAGGCGGCAGUGUUAUUGUGUGGGACACCAAGACCACUGACGUGUACCUGGAGUUAAGCAUUGACGCCCUUAGCUUCCAUGUGACGACUGUGUUGCAUCCUCUCACUUACAUUAACAAGGUGCUCUUCGGGAGCAAACAGGGGACCCUGCAGCUGUGGAAUGUCAAGACGGGGACGCAUCUCUACACAUUCCCCGGCUGGAACUGUGCCGUAACCGCUCUGUCCCAGUCUACGGCAGUGGACAUUGCGGCCGUGGGCCUCUCCGACGGCAGGGUGCUGUUACACAACCUCAAAUUUGACGAAACACUUUUCAAGUUCACGCAAGAGUGGGGCCCCGUCACGGCCAUCUCCUUUCGAAUGGAUGGCGUUGCACACAUGGCUGUCGGGAGUCAGUUGGGCCACAUCUCUGUGUGGGAUCUGGAGAAGAGGCAGCUCCAUUGCCAGCUGACCGGUGCCCACAAGGCAGCAGUCACAAGCCUUAACUACCUCCCGCAGGAACCUCUUUUGGUCACCUCGUCACCCGAUAACUCACUCAAGGUGUGGAUUUUUGACGAGACCGAUGGGGGCGGUCGACUGCUGAAACAGCAGUGCGGCCACAGUGCUCCGCCAUGCAAGGUUAGGUUCCGUAGCGCCACCGACUUCCUCACUGCAGGACUGGAUAGUUCCUUGCGGUCCUUCUCAACUAUUGGCGACAACUUGAACAAGAAUCUCGGGCAGGCUUCGUUCAGCAGAAAAAAGGCCAAGAAACUGGGUGUGGCCAGAGACCUCGGGAAGAUGCCGCCCAUCGUGGAUUUUGCAGUGGAGGUAACCCGUGAAAAGGAAUGGGAUAGCAUUGCCGCGUGCCACCGUAAUUUGGGCACCGUGACCACAUGGACAGGCGACCGCAUGGGCCAGCAUAAACUGCUGCACGACCGGUUCAAGGGCCAGGCCGAUGUUUUGGCAAAGUGUGUGUCUCUCAGCUGUUGCGGGAACUUUGUCACAGUUGGCUACAGCUCUGGAGAGGUGGACAGGUACAACAUCCAGUCGGGUCUGCAUCGGAUGACGUACGGCAAUCCCGCACACGAGGGCGCUGUGCGGGGCAAUGCCUCUGACUCCCUGAACCAGACGCUGGUGACCGGCGGUGGAGAUGGACGGCUCAAGUUCUGGCUUUUCAAAGAGGGCACCUCCAUCGGAGAAUUGCAGCUGAGUAGUGGGGUUGCAAAGAUGGAAUUGCACAGAGAAAGUGGUAUGCUGGCCGUAGCCACGGACGAUUUCUCGGUGCUUGUCGUCGACGUCGAACUGCAGCGGGUGGUGAGGAAGUUUGCCACGAGUCGCAUCACCGACAUGGCACUGAGCCCUGACGCUCGAUGGCUGGUGACUGCUUCGAUGGAUGCCCUGAUCCAGACCUGGGACCUGCCCUCUGGAUGCUUGGUGGACUGCUUCCAAGUUCCAUCUCCCUGCACCAGCCUGCACCUGUCCCCGUCGGGUGAAUACUUGGCAACGUGUCACAUAGAUGACCUGGGUGUUUACUUGUGGUCGAAUGCCACGCUCUACUCCAGGGUGACGUUAGCACCUCUUCCGGAAGGAUAUUCUCCGAAGAUGACAGAGUUACCUACCAACACAAUGCCAGAACAAGAAGACAUCACAGAGAAUACAGAAGAUGCAGAAGUGGAAGCUCUCUGUGGUCUGGUUACCCUUUCCCUCCUUCCACAGUCUCGAUGGCAGAACAUCUUGAACAUAGAUGUGGUGAAGCGAAGGAACAAACCCAGGGAAGCCGCUAAGAAGUUGCCAAAAUCGGCACCUUUCUUCAUCCCAACAGUGACCGGCCUCGAACCCAAGUUUGCACUGCCUGAAAACCCAGAAAGCAGGAUGGUGUCCUACAGCUUCACGGACCAAUCUCUCUUGGGGAAUCUACUCAAUUCCAAAGACUAUUAUGCAGUUCUGGAGAAACUGCGAGAGAUGGGCCCAUCCAACCUUGACUUUGAGAUUCGAUCACUUGGGGUGCACGUCAUGUUAAAUUUCAUGGAUGCGAUGCGAGAAGGGCUUCAGACGUGCAGGGACUUCGAACUACUCGAGUCGUACGUGGCCCUCUUCCUCAAGAUUCAUGCAGAUACCAUUGCCUCGGAGCCCCUACUGUGUGACAGCUUGCAUGGCCUCUGCCAAGUGCACAGCACUGUGUGGGCUCCUCUCGACUCCCUUUUCAACCAGUCACUUUGUAUUGCCAACUACUUACGGAGUGCAAUCUUGUAAACGUAGUAGAAGUGGACCAGUUCGCCGACAGACCGGGUCCGCACCUGCGGAAGGAGGACACGCGGCCCUGAAACCCUCUGCGGAUGGGCAACCCCGUACGAUACCUUGUGCAACUGGAUGAGGUGGAAGUUCUUGCCGUACAGCCGAAGGCCGCUUUCAAAGCUCCGGCACUCCUCCUCUGACCAGAGGCUCAUCUCUGCGUGUGUGUGCCAACAGUAAAUUUUGGCACACAAAUUUAAAUAUUUUUAUCCCGAAUAAUUAAAUACCGAGUGCUUUUAUUUGUGCAAAAAUUUUAACUAGGAAGCAAGGCUGUUUGUGCUCAUGAACUGGAAGUGAAAAAUGUCCUAAAAGUGCAAAGUGUAGAUUGCUGUGUCAUAAAUGCUACAGUAUCUUGCA
This is a messenger RNA of Ornithodoros turicata, 3049 nucleotides long. RefSeq names its product WD repeat-containing protein 36-like. Gene Ontology annotation, biological process: rRNA processing. Bases 65 to 2653 code for a protein of 862 amino acids. Gene Ontology annotation, molecular function: protein binding. The transcript is spliced from 20 exons. Lineage: Eukaryota; Metazoa; Arthropoda; Arachnida; Ixodida; Argasidae. The record is from RefSeq and is a predicted model, not a curated record. Gene Ontology annotation, cellular component: Pwp2p-containing subcomplex of 90S preribosome; small-subunit processome.